CUACCCGUGCCUGUAAACUUCCUGUAAAUUUCCUGUAAACUUACAGUCUUAAGUUGUUCUUCACAAUGCCGCAGCGGAUGACUCUCCAGACGCAAUAUAAUUGAAUUUACUAAUUUUUAUUAGAAACUUAUAAUUGAACAAUAAUAAAAACGAAUUUAAAUCGGCCAAAAGCGAUGAAAACAGAACUGGCAAAUAGUUAUUGCAUCGGCUUAAAGAGUAGACUCGCAAAUCGCCCCCGGGAUCGUGUUCCACCACCAUCGCAGAUCGGCACCUGUGCCUUUAGCCUCCUGUUCUACAUUCCACUAAAAUGGUCAGACAUAUCAUUGUCUUCAUCUAUAGACCCCCUAUUUCAUUUCUCUACGAUCCAGGAUCUGGCAUUGACAUGGUUCGCUGCUUCAACAUUUACUCGAACAUUUCAUCGUGAUAUAUUGACCGACCGGCACAGCAGAGGCAUCUGCUCUUGUGUUGUAGUAGUCACGCGGGCACAAUUGUAACACGCAUUAACUCAUCGUUAUUUUUUGCGGGCGAGAUGGUAACUUAGUGAAUAACCGUAGCUAUUCGUUCGCGUUUCCGUAUCUUGAGCAAGGGUCUAAGGCUGUGGCUAUUGCAAGCCGAUAUAAGACCUAUUCAAUUCAUUUCUCAAGAAGCAUUUAUUUUUUUGCUAGGAAAGUGAUAUGGCGGUAAAGGCCUGAACGACCCGAGGUUAUCGAAAGGUUUUUUUGCCGCUAUCAGCUUUUCCUACUAUGUGAACGACUCCUUGGCAUUACCUCUCUGACUCUGUAUUCAGGACUCAUUCUCACUAGAAGGUCUAGCCCGGGCGGGUUUUGGUAAACUUGUUUGAGGCUUCUUUCAACAAAUUUAAAAAACGGCAUGGUAACAGGAUGCCAUGGUAAUUAUUUGUCAACAAAUUGAAACCAGCGAUGGCCGCAUGCUCAUGGUUACAAUGGUAACGCAUUUAAAAAGGGUCACAUUAGGCAGCCAGGUAACGCUGCUUCGCCAGAGGGCAUCAGACUAAAUGUGCGACAAGAAACAGUUAGAUAAACGUAGGUGAAUAAUAUUCAGCGAAACGCCAGAGCAUAUGGUUUUUGUUUUUAGUUUGAGUCUGCUUUGCGAAUACAUGCUGCUCCUGCUGGGACCAACUUUCCAAACAAAUAAGUCGAUAGGAAGAUCAAAAUGCAUACGAUAAACAGAGCUGAACGUUAUGCUGAGGCUCACUUGAAUAAAAUCCUGGCUUUCUGGAGGCUACCCAUGAUCAGACAGAACAUGGCAACGCGACUCCCCACGUUCCCAUGUCAGCAUCAGUAUCCGUCUUCGUUAGUAACUACUGUGUUUGUAAGGUUACCGGACAGUGCGAGCGUAAAAUCACACAGACGGGACGUGCAAUCCGCAUAAAUGAUGGCCGCUGUAUUUCUGAUGGGGCUUUACCUCUGAGCUCCCAGAUACUUGUUCUGAAACGUUUGCCCCCUCCCCUUGUCACCUUGAGUUGGUGCAUAAAGCACAGGUGGGAUGGCUGCUCCUUCUUACGGGUCUGCUGUUGUGAAGACGGCACCAAUACGAGUAGAGGGGCUUCUGCUGUACUUGUUGGUGCUCGUUGCUAUUCGUCACCACCGUGGACGCCAUCGGCAGAUUUUCAAAGCCGCCCAAUACCCUGCGUAGCACACAACCCCCUGAAUACUGAGAGAAUAAACAUCAGACUAUAAAGCAGAUUGCGAACAGAAUUUUCAGCAGGGGCUCUCUUCUGACGCGCGGGAAUGAGUUUUGAGCUCUCGGAGUUGUUGUUGGAGCAGUAGAGAUUUACACGAAUGCGGCUGAGUGCGCGGAGCGAGGUCCUGGCAUAACUGACAUAGCUAGGGGCCCAGUCCUGCUCGGCGCUGCAAUCUAAACGGCCUUUCAUGCCCCUUCGAGCAUUUUCAUAUCUUAGAUUUGCAUGCAGGUCGCCAGCAACAGCAUAUCGAAAGAGAGGGUCGAAUUGCCUGCUGGCUAAAUAGCUAUCUAUCCACAUAUCUGGUUCUCGAAUGGGUGUAAUGAGAGGGCUAAAAGUGUCCGUCUGUUUCUGCAAGAUCUGAGGUCAGUCAGAUGUUGAAAAUUGCCCGUAUUGCGUCGGUUUUAACCUAACUGGGCCCGCUUAGUCUAUCUGGCCGUCGUUUGUAUACAUCGCUUCGAGUGAUCUUUCGAGAUGAUUGACAAAAUUGUCCAUGUCCACGUAGUUAAGAGCAGGAAAUAUUUCAUCGGAGAGACAAGCCCUAUAUUACUACAGUAAAUUGAACUGUGUUCCUGUCAUAUGGACCAAACAUUUUCAAGACACUUUAGAAGGCCGAUAUAUUGUAUGUGUGCGUGUAUCUCUCUGGGUAUAUCGUGUUUCGGACCCGGUUCAAUUUUGCUUCGGUAUGCCGGACCAAGAGUGGAUAAUGGCGUUAAAUCGUUGGGCAGUGCUUGAUGCCAAAAAUGAACUCAUGAAUAAGCUUGACGUUUUCAGUUUUAAGGUAACGAUGACCAUACAUAUAAACGAACGUAUUGUGCAUAGUUAGUUUACCUGUGUGGUACUUAAGGUGUUAUUUCAUAGAAAGUCAUGGCACUGAAGAGCUGCUUGUUGCUAUUUUCGAUACUGAUUUAAUUUGUCGAUAACAGAUGCACACGAAAGGACCUAUUGACUAAUGCUUAAUAUUUUCUAAUAUUACUUUGUAUUGUUAGGCCGUCCUAGUGCUGCCCCCCUGGGCUGCUAUAAACUAUUAUUGUUACUACGGUUAUGUACUGUAGAGCGGAAGCGACUGAAGAAGCCCCUGUCGGCUUUGUACAUACGUACACAGAGCUGCCCCUUAGCAGGACAACGCAAGAAGCCUUUUAGAGAAGCGCAUCGGGUUAAAUGUGCGCGAGAUAAAUAAACAAGUUGGGACACCGGUUCAUUGUGUCCAUAUUAGCCAUAGCACCAAUCAACCCGUAGGUGAAAUGUGCCUCAACUGGACUUUGCUAUUCAUACGCAUAUCUAAGGGCCCGCAACUGUCACACACAUAUAUGUGACACAUUGGGGUGUGCAGACACAUAGGCGGACAUAAACGUCAGCCGAGUUUGGACCGGAUGUCUCCGGGUGACCACGCUGUAGCUACAGAGCGAUUGCUCACCACUAAAAAUUGCGUUUAAUGUAGCGGUGUUCAUGUUGGUAACGGUAGUGAUGAUAGAAGCGAUAUGGCCGCAGAUAACGUAACAAGCAACAGGCAGCGGCGCAGGUAGAGGAAGUAAUGGCAGCAGAACGAUUCCAUUGACGCGAUCCUGCAGCGCGCUAACUUUAUUGUAUAUGCGUGUGUGUAAGUACACGAAAAAAGCGACACGACAAUUUCACCGCUAGAACUACCGCCGUGGUAACUGCCCGUUUGCAGGGAUCCGGACCCGACCAAGCACCAAGAGCUCAUUUAACUGACUGGUCAACAGCGACAAAUUGUCGCUGGUUCUCUUCUGCCCAGCAGCAGCUGGCCGUUUGUUGUUGUCAGUGGUAGAGACAAUGGUUUCACUUUUCAGCUGGCAUCAGUAGACACAGCGACGAGUGCCAGCGGGGCUGGAGACGACAGUUCGAUACAAACUAUUCACAAAUGUUGCUUAUGUCCCCUAGCCAUACGUGCUGCGACAUCUAUAGCGGUAAUAGGAAGGAAGUCCGCCAUAUUGUAUUGAGCCUGUCGUUGAGAGCCCCUAGCCGCAUUGGCCAACAACGGGAUGAAAACGUAUUAUUACCAUAACAAUAAUAAACGUCCAUAAUUAGAAUAACAACAUAGACGACAAGGUGGCGAUCGUGUCGAUGGUGAUGAGAGGAAACAAAAAAUAGCUUUUUACAUCGAUGAGCCAACCAUGCGCGCAUGUAUGUACCGAGUAAUCCGUUUGGCACCCAUUCGCGCGUCGAAGAGUAAUGCAAGUACAAAAAAGACCAGCUAUUUUCAAACGUAGGAGACAACUAAAGGACAUAGAGAAUCGGUAACAAAAAAGCGGGCUGUGAAAGACACCGGAUGCCUUUAUGUGUGCUUACGCAUCUGGGACAAGCUUGAGGAGGGAACGGGAAAAGUAGUGGGUAGAAGCUUGCUACAACAAGCUCACUCCUAGAUCCUGUUUGAAUCUCUGGUAGGACAUAGCGAUCCUUUGAAUUAUUCGAGAGUUCGUCCGAUAGCGACGACUGUCAAUUGAUUACACCGUUACGCUAAAAGCAUCCAAAGAUAUCGCCGAAAUAUUAGCCGUGGUACGUUGUGGAGGCUACAAGCUGAGGAAGGCUAUAUCGUCUAAAAGUAAGCGUAACAGCCAAUUUAGCAUACAUUAAACCAUAGAGCAAAUGCGUGCGACUGAUAGCACGAAUCGUUACGUUCGUCUUACGACAAAGCGCUAUCAGUAAGGCUCGCCCUCAGCGAACGCUGCCUGUGUGUGGUGUAAUGAGGCUCUUUGUUAUUCGCACUUUAUAUUCAAACAAAUGAUUAUGUAAUAACAAUAGGGAGACGCUGUUAGCAUCUGUUACCAUUUGCGACUCUCAGCCCCUAUAGUUUCCAUACGCCUAAAGCAAACUACAGCAAAAGGGCGAGACCAAAAGGCCACAAGGAUCAAGCACAAAAUUCGACUAAUAGAUCAUAUCGUCGAGCGAAACGCAUUCGCUUGUGUAAUCGUGUGAAAUACUAUCAUAGGCAGAUAAAAUAAAUACGUGUACCUUUCCUUUUCUAGUACAUAUUACGUAUAUCUAGCAAGCGACAUCGCAUUAAUGGCACUUUUAUAAUAACGCGUUUAGCUUUGUUGUAUUUCUCAAAACGGAAACAUCUUCCAGUGUUCCCUAAGUCCGACAUCGCUGUUAGCCAAAUCUCACGCCAAAUGGCGACGACUUAAGUGAAAAUUUAGUCCAUUGUUGCAGUAUUCUGCCUCGACUGUUGUAUAUACUGCUCGCGCAUUGCUGCAUACCGUGGCCAUGGAAGUCGGGUGCAGAGGUGGGGUCGCCCUGGCCCCACUGGCGAGAAGGGGCACCUGAUCAGCCUUUUCUACUACGGGCUGCGGGUAGCGGUCGGAAAUGGGCAGCGCAACAAAGAUAGUAGUCGAGAUCGACUAAAAGCUGGGAAUGUAGAUCGAUCUCGGAAGUGAGAGCUCUACUUCCUAGUGACCUUCGUCGUCGUUCUGUAUGGGACAAGAAAAACUAUGUGAAACUCUACAGCGGAUCUUCACAGAAACUAGAGACAUUUGGGGCGAGAGCGUCAUCUGCGACAUUUUAGCAUAAACAACCAGCGUUUCUCUAAGUAACGCAAAUUGUAGUAUCUAUGCGUGAAACGGUGCCCUUAAUGUAAAAGAAUAGCACAUCAUCGAUAGGGUCACUGUGUUACUUUGGUGUUGUAAAAAUUUGCUGUCGUUUUUCAUGGAAACGUUUGUAACGAAACUUUGAGAUGUUGCCAAAACUGUGCCAACAAAAUUUCAUAACAAUUUUUAGUAUUUCGUUAGGGCAGUAACGGCGCGUCCUGAAGGAUCGUCCGUGUCAUACAGCCGCGAAAUAACGAGGAAAUCUGAGGUGGGGAUUGUCUGUAUUGAACCUAACGUUGUUGCUGGUAACCGGUUAAACUGUUAGCUACAAGACGCGUUCGACCGAUAGAAAAAGUAUCAAGUAGGCUAAUUAACGACCUUGUUUGACCUCUGGCUUUAAUUAACACGACGCAAAUUUUCCGAAGCUGAGAACCAAGCCGACGACAGGGCGGCUCGCGAAGAUGUGUUACAAACGAUGUGGAAAUUUAUGGCUCAGGAGACGAAGUGUAGGGUUAGGGGAAACAACAGUCUGAGGCCAGAGCGAUCAGCCACCAACAGAAAUGCAGCAACGCGAAAAAGAUCAAGCCGAAAAACAGGUACCGGUAAAGGAAAGGUUCCGGUGGUCGAGCUUAAGGUUAUUAUUCUUGUAGUCCUUUGUUGUGGCAGCCUCUUUAGUAAAAUUCUGCUAUAAACUGCGGUUAUUCAUUGGGUUUGUUAGUUGCAGAGAAACACGUGCAUAUUGAAUCUUGACUAGGUCUAAUCUUAACGAGUGGUAUGUGAUAUCAAUAGACGAUUAUUUUAAAUUAUUAAUAUAAAUAGUAAACAUGAAAGCUUCAUCAGAUCUGUCCUCACAUUUGAUACUCACCCUACUAGUAGUAGGUCUGACUCAUUUCGAUUCAAAUUGUGUACCUAUCCUAUCUUUUGAAAAGGCUAAAACCUCUUAACGCUAAUCCACCUGCAAUAGGCAGUAAUUUAAUUAACGUGUAAGCUAUCCCUGUAGACGUUUCCUCAUAUAUCAAUGCAGAAUAUACGAGACCGUACAUUGCAUUAUGUUAACAUAAAUAUAUAAGCAAACAAACAGGUGUUUACUGAAACGUGUAUCGCAUUAUGUCACCGCUGUGUCCUUUCGUAGUUCAUACUUAAUUUACUUUGGAUCUUUGUCGGAGUGACAAAGGGCGGCGUUAUAUUCGCCAAACUAGUUAUGUUCUCGUUCAUCGGAUGUCAUUUUGAAAUCGGUUGGGCUUGAUUCACCUGUCUCGAGUCCUGCUUGGCCGUUUUAAGCCCGAACUACGGCUGUCUGUCAGUUGACUUCGUUGCUCUCAAUUGGUCCGUCUUAGUUAGUCAAUACGCAAUGGCUCCUAGUCACCUUUGAAUAAUGCAGGAUGAAGACGACUCUGAAAAUGAAGCCGAAAUCUUUCCUCCCUGUUGUUGCUUGUUGUAAUAGUUGUGACAGUAUCAUAGAAGAAGCAGUAGUUGAGAGUGAAAUCAGUCGGGUAAGCAAGAAAGGGGAUUCACUCAAGCGACCAACACGCCGUCCGCUGUGUUCGACCAAUUGGCUGACCACUCGCUAUUUCAACAACUUGGCCAGUGACACCGCUUGAAUGGACAGAAUGGCUGACUAAGCCCAACAAGCCCUCUUCGGCACAUUACUACGCCGCCAUCAUUGCCACUGUCAGGUUCUGAUCCGCGUGCAGCUACAUGCCGCGGCAAGAUGCAGUUCCGACGCUCUAAGCUUAACAAAGAGAUCACCAAACAAAUCCACAUCCGUGAUGGAGCUGAAAAGCUCUACAAAGCAACUACUAAUAAGAAGUUAAAAGAAACGGUAGCGCUAGAGCUCAGCUUUCUCAACUCUAAUCUGCAACUACUUAAGGAGCAGCUGGCCGAGCUCAACAGUUCUGUACAGAUGUAUCAGAAUGAAAAUCAAUCACAGAUCGUGCCUAUGAUUCCACUUGGUCUGAAGGAAACCAAAGACAUGGAUUUUACACACGCGUUUUCGGAUUUCAUCGCCGAACACUACGGAGAGGAGCUACAUUCGUUCGCUGACGCCAUCUGCGAAUUUCAGGCUAUCCGACAAGCAGCUCGUACACCAAGCCGCAAUCAGGCCGGGGUUCAGCUCCUGUUUGAAUAUUAUAAUCUGCUAUACUUCGUUGAUCGGCGCUUUUUCCACCCAAAGAGCUCGAACGUGUACUUCGAAUGGUUCGACUCGCUCACCGGAGUGCCAUCUACGCAAAAGACGGUUGCCUUCGAAAAAGCGUCCGUUCUAUUUAACAUCGCAGCGUUAUAUACGCAGAUUGGCGCUAAGCAAGACCGAUCCAAACAUACCGGAAUCGACGCAGCUGUCGACUCGUUCCUUCGGGCGGCCGGAAUGUUCUGCUACAUUCGCGAUAACUUCAGUAAGCCGCCAUCCAUGGACCUCAAUCUAAGUACUCUCGAAUGCCUGUCAAAUAUCAUGUUAGCCCAGGCUCGCGAGUGCUUAUUUGAAAAGCUUGUCUUGAGUGAACCCAAAGGUCUACUACAAUUGGUUGAGGUAGGACAGGAGGCGGCCGAGGUAGCCGAAGUGUACGCCCAUGUCCAUAAGCUGCUGAUUGACCCUCCAAUUAAAGAUUAUUUGCCUUAUUCGUGGGUCAGCCUGCUAUCGGUUAAAGCUGAACAUUAUCGGGCGCUUGCACAUUUUUAUGUGGCAUGCGGCCUUCUCGAGCAUAAGGGCGAGUUGACCGAGGCGCACCGUAGGACUAUUGAAUAUGUCCACGUAACAGACCAAGACGACACGUCUCGCAUUGACAUCCGGGUGCCCCGUGCGUCCGAUGAGCGCGUCCAGUUGGCUAAGGCGCAUCUGCAUGAAUCGCUGCUUCUGCACGAGGAAGCUUUGCGACUUCACCGCAUGUGCCGUCAGCUUCGUCACGUCGACAAUCUUCAGGCGAGAUUGAGACUCGACCAUGAAAUAGCCAUCGACAAAUACGCCCAAAUUGAGCAAGAGGACGACUUUAACCAGGUUCUGGACCCGCCUCAUAUUCAACCCUCAACAAAGUAUCAGUUGACGCUUACUCCACCCGACUUUUCUGCCUACAAAGUGAAGGACCCAUUUCACGCGUUAGGACCAAUCAGCGUAUUCAGUGCGCGCAAUCAGUGGACUUCUGUUCGUAAAGCUCACAUGAAACGUGAGAAAAACGAAACAUUUGGCUUUAGCGUCAAAGGCGAUUCGCCCACAGUCGUCGCCGGUGUGGAGCCUUGCUCCCUAGCCGAGUUGUCUGGCGUUAAAGAGGGUGAUCUAAUCGUGGGUAUUGGUGAUCGCGACACAAAGUGGUCAACUCACGAAGAAGUUGUCGAUAUUAUCCGAGACGCAGGCGACGAGAUUACUAUUAAUAUAGUCACACCGAUCACAUCCGAUCAGCAGCGAUCGCUACUUGAAGGCUCGUUAACAUCACCGCGGCGUAGUUCGUCGCAGAGCCCUACGGCUUCGGUCUCCUCUGGAGUGUCUUCUACUGGCUCCAGCCGUCUUCAAUCACCGAAUGGGUCAAUCACAAGUGGCAAGGGUCACCGCAAAUCCUCGUCAUGGAACAUAUUCAAACGAAAGGGGUCGACCAGGAGCUCAUCUCCAUUAAAGGAUGACUCGCUGAUCAUCGCUUCAUAAACAACGCUGAACGAAACCUCCAUAUACAAACAUAUACCAUUACAUGCAUAUACAAACGAAACAACCUUAAGUUGUCAAUCAUCAUGAAACUUACAAUUGUUUCUCACAAUUUGCCUCGAUCAUGCUGAUGACACACAUAUACACGCAUCGGAGAUAAAGCCAAUUUAACUGAUACGAUCCUGAUACUGGACCAACCUACUUCAUAGUGCUAUAGGUUGAUCAAUAGUUCCUCGGCACCAGCGCCACUCUAGUAAGCAGCUGCCUAUCAUCCCUGCGUGUGUGGCCUUCCUGAACGGUGACACCGUCGCUUCGGGGGAACAAGGCUGUCUCGUUUCCUUAAUAGACACAUUUGUAAAAUACCAGCUCAAUGGUCGAGGCAAGUUGAGAUGGUUAACUUGCGAGUGUCUCGAAUGCUCUCUUAUUAUAUUUGAGCAGUAGGUAAAUAAGCAUAUAUGACAAUAAAUAAGGAGAGAUGCCUUCGGUCCGCACAGAGAAGUCCUGCCCGUCGCAUUGUAAAUAGUUCAAGUGUCAAAGCAGUCCAGACGAGGCGAGAAGGGACAAAAACUUUCAGUGCUAGUGCAAUGUAUAUAUACAAGGAGAGAAAGAUACGGACAACGAUAGAAGCAAAUGGUAGAAAUCGUGCGAAAGAAGAAA
Messenger RNA from Varroa destructor (honeybee mite), 9532 nucleotides. It is a transcript of the gene Rhp, whose product is annotated as GTP-Rho-binding protein rhophilin. NCBI's taxonomy places the organism in Eukaryota, Metazoa, Arthropoda, Arachnida, Mesostigmata, Varroidae. Gene Ontology annotation, molecular function: protein binding. The record is from RefSeq and is a predicted model, not a curated record. Gene Ontology annotation, biological process: negative regulation of stress fiber assembly; signal transduction.